Molecule: messenger RNA, 3703 nt
Organism: Phyllotreta striolata
Lineage: Eukaryota; Metazoa; Arthropoda; Insecta; Coleoptera; Chrysomelidae
Source: the annotation of a GenBank genome assembly
GAUUGCUAUAUGUCAGAAGUCAAAAGUCAAUUUAUUAGCACUCAAGGCUCAAGGUCAUCGGGUACAUUGAGCUUAAUGCAUUCAUUUUACAGCCAACAUUGUUGGUUUGGUUUUAAUUUUAAUUUGUAUACAACGAAAACCACGGGCACUGAAUAACAGACCCACCAACCCGAUUAUGAAAAGGAAGGGUAGAUGAUUUUUCCCACAAACCAAUAAAUAGGCACGAUAGGUAGCAAAAGUAAGAAAUUCAGCACAAGAGGAGCAAUGACGAGGCCACCAAACGAGAAUAUACCGACCGUUAAAUUAGUCGUAGUCGGCGACGGCGGCGUCGGGAAAAGUGCCAUAACAAUACAAUUUUUUCAAAAGUUAUUCGUGACCGAUUACGAUCCCACCAUCGAAGACAGCUACCUGCAGCACGUCGAAGUCGAUAGCCAGUGGUGUAUACUAGACGUUCUCGAUACUGCUGGGCAGGAGGAAUUCAGCGCUAUGAGAGAACAAUACAUGAGAAAAGGGGAUGGAUUUUUACUAGUGUAUUCUGUUACUGAUAAGAACAGUUAUGAGAACAUCACGCAUUUCCAUACUCAAAUCUUACGUGUCAAAGACAGAGACACUUAUCCCAUGUUGCUUGUGGCUAAUAAAGUAGAUCUUGUUCAUUUGAGGAAAGUAACAGAAGAACAAGGGCGCGAUUUAGCUCAUAGAUUAGGUAUUCCUUAUAUCGAAACCAGUGCAAAAGAUCCUCCGUUAAAUAUUGAUGCCACAUUUCACGAGGUGGUGAGGAUUAUUAGAAAUCAACCCCAGAAUGAAAAUGAUAAACGAAAAAAGAAGAAACUGCCAAAGUUUGGCAGGUGUAUAUUAUUAUAAGCGUCUUUAUAAUUGUUUUUUGCAGGCUUUAAUUCUGUACCUAUUCAGCUUUAAUAUUAAAAAGUGUUCAAUGUUGUUUAAAUGUGCCAGUAAUACUAUUUUAUGAGUCAAUAUGCUCAAAUUUUAGUAUUCUUUUACAGUUCGUAGGAUUAAGAUUGAUUUGUUAUGCAUUUUACUACAUCUUGUUGGAGUUGUUUCGUUAAAAUUCAGGCAAAUUUGAUAAGGAAAGAAAUUUUAAGACUUGAACUGGCUUUCUAUCUGUGAUUCACAAAAAAAUAUAAUACGUUUUUUGUAACUUUGAUAAUUAUGUUAUUCAGAUAGAAAUGAAAACAAUGUAAGCUGUAAUUUUAUGAAUCAUUCAUCCAAUUGAACCUAGUAAUUUAAUACGCCUUGUAUUAAUUUACUGAAUUUUUAUAAUUGCUUAUUAUAGAUGCUAGAGUUCUAGCAUUGAGGACCCAAUUGGCAGAAUUAGAAUUUAAGUAUUCCUUUAUAAAUAAUGCCAAAAAUAAUAAAAAAAAUCGAAAGUGUACGCCAAAGUUUUAUAGGAUUAAAUAUUUUUGAAAUUUGCAAAAGUUGAUACACAAAUUUCGAUUUAUUAAUUAAAAACGAUUCAAAAUCACUAUUGUAUUUUUCAAAAUUUAACCUACUCGUAGGUUAUAUAUGACAUGUAUUAAAUACUCUGUAAUGGAUUUUUGAAUGAUAAAAUUGUAAAUUUUUUCACUAGGCCUAAUAUUAAUUGUGAAAAUAUCGUUUAUGGUACUAAAUUUCACGUGAAUACGUGUGGGCAUAUUUCAACGAAUUCGAUGUUGUUGUAUAGACAAAAAUUACUUGUUUAAAUCAAGAUUUUCAUCUCGUUUUAUUUGAGAUAUAUACUUCUAUUAAAUCUGUAAAUAAAGUUAUUUAUUUUUUGUAUACUUAGCAAAUAUUUGCUUAAUUUUAAUAAGGAUAUAGAGGAUUUUACUUACAAAUUCUUUUGUAACUAACAAUUUUUUUGUGAUUAUCUUCAGUUUAUUUAUUAAUAAAUGUACUUGAAAUAUAAAUAAUGUUAUGCAAAUUACGUUGUUUUAGCUGGGGCUUUAGGUAAGGAAUGAACAGAAAAUCUUUUUUUAAUGUGAAUAAUUAUCAUAAAUAUAUUGAUUGAAAAAAAUAUAUUUUUUCAUCUAAUACUGAAGCCCUGGUUUGAACUAUCAACAAUAAAUUAUAAACCUACAAUAAAACUGCUAGGAAUUGACAUAAUAGUGCGAGAAAUUUUGUCUUUUAUAAAAAAUAAUAAUUUUCAAUUUACUUUUCAUAGACUUUCUGAAAUCUGCGAUAGUCGUGGGAAAAGUGUCGUAUGCCACUCCCAAGUUCUCGCUGAAUAUUAAGUGACUUUAAUCCACAUUUGUUUUUAAUUAAAAUUAUAGGAACUAGAAGGUAAAUACCAUAAAAAAUUAAAUGGUAAAUUAAUAAUAAGGUCUAAGAAUAUUUUAUCUACUUGUUAAAAAUUGAUUUUUUUUCAACGGCACUAUUUUCGUAAAUUACUGCAAAAGAAUAAAUUACCUACUUCACACAAAUAAUAGAAUCCAUUCCGUCCAUUCCAAGGGGUGAAUACCUAAAGCAAUUAAAAAAUAAGAAGAUAAUCUAUUACAUUUUUUUACAAAAGUUCAUUAAAUUUGAAUCGGCACUAGAAAGCCUAUUAAAUAUUGUUAUCUUUUAAUAAAGCAAUUGAGUAACCAAUUAACAGCUGCUUUAGGUAAAAUACCUCUGCCAUUAUCUUAUUGGGAUUUAUAUCAGUUUCAAAAAAAUAAUAAUUAUUAGCUUUUUGAUUUGUGAUUGAUAAUGCAACGAACAAAGUCUUAGGUUCCCUUCGAAAUUAAUAUUAUGAGGUACUAAUUUUAUUAAAAAAUAUGAAUUUUCACAAAAAAAACCUUUUAAACAUAGUGGAGUAAUUUAAUUACAUUUAAUUUCAUUAAAUAGUGGACCAACAUUUAAUGUUCAAAUUGUUUUAAAUCUUACAAUUAAUAGUUUCGAAAACUUAGAUAAAACAUCCUCAAAUCCAAUCUACAAAAUAACACUACAAUAAAACCGAAACUUUUGUUACUAUAAGAAAAACUUCAAGCGUAACAAAAAAACUUUUGCAAUUUUUUCGGAAUCAAUCGCCGUACUUUCCAACAACUUCCGAAAAUACUUACCAUAUACGUUCGAAUUCCAACGCUUAAAUUUUUAGAAAAACUUAGUUUUACUAAUUAAUUGAACAAUAAUAGAAAGAUCAAAUCACUUUCUAUACAUAUUUCCUGAAAUCUACGCGUUUUAGCUCGAACAGCCUGGACAUUAAAGGCUAUUAAUUAACUACGCACAGUACUAUAAACUGUUUAUUUGUGGGCAAUCCGUGUUCAUAAUUUAUUAUAGAGUACCUAUUUAAAUUAGGCUAUACAAUUGUUAAUGUAAUUUCGACAAAAUAAUGUACGUUAGUUAGUUGUAGUUUCAUCGAACUGGACGAAUACAAGUCAUUCUCCUUUGUGGGCAAAUUGAUGUUUAUAAGAAGCCUAUUUAUUCACCUAAUAUUAAGACUUAAUACGUAAGAAGUUAACGAUUAAUGAAGUAAUUGUUGUUCAAAUCAUGUGGGCAUAUCUGUUAAAUAGAUGGCAAUUGAUAAUGUAGUAAUUACAGUUUAUCCGAUAUAUUAUACAGCAUUGUUUUCAUUCAAUUUUUCGGCUUGUUAUUUUUUUUAAAGUAGUCAAUGUGCUUUAAGUUAAGUGUUGUUAAUAUCAAGUUUUAGUAAUACACUUUUUUGAAAGAUUUAUUUGAUUAUUGUGAACUGCAAUUGUGCAUAUACGUAUAGCUUUACAGUCUUUAAAGUGUU